This is a messenger RNA of [Torrubiella] hemipterigena, 1146 nucleotides long. Lineage: Eukaryota; Fungi; Ascomycota; Sordariomycetes; Hypocreales; Clavicipitaceae. The record is from the annotation of a GenBank genome assembly.
AUGUCUUCCAACACGAUGGUCCGCAGAAAGAAGAAUGUCAAGAAGGGCAUUCAGUUCUGCUUGAUGGUCUGUGGUGCUUCAGGAACCGGCCGAACCACCUUCGUCAACACCCUUUGCGGCAAGGACGUCCUUGAGCACAAGGAGUCUGAUGAUGCCCACGAUGCCCACAACGAGGAGGGCGUUAAGAUCAAGCCCGUCACAGUCGAACUCGAGCUUGAUGAGGAAGGUACACGCAUUUCUCUCACCAUCGUCGAUACCCCCGGAUUCGGCGACUCCAUUGACAACGAGGCUAGCUUUGCCGAGAUCGUUGGCUACCUCGAGCGACAAUAUGAUGACAUCUUGGCCGAGGAAUCUCGAAUCAAGCGUAACCCGCGAUUCAGAGAUAACCGUGUCCAUGCCAUGCUCUACUUCAUCACACCUACCGGACACGGUCUCCGCGAACUCGACAUUGAACUCAUGAAGCGUCUCGCUCCUCGCGUCAACGUUAUUCCUGUCAUCGGCCGUGCCGACUCCCUUACACCUGCUGAGCUUGCCGAAUCAAAGAAGCUCGUCAUGGAAGAUAUUGAGCACUACCGCAUCCCUGUCUACAACUUCCCCUACGAUGUUGAUGAGGAUGAUGAAGACACUGUUGAAGAGAACGCUGAGCUCCGUGGCCUCAUGCCUUUCGCUAUUGUCGGUUCUGAGGAUGUUGUUGAGAUCGGUGGUCGCAGAGUCCGUGCCCGUCAGUACCCCUGGGGUGUAGUUGAGGUUGACAACCCCCGCCACUCCGACUUCCUCGCCAUUCGAUCCGCCCUUCUUCACAGCCAUCUUGCCGACCUCAAGGAAAUCACCCACGACUUCUUAUACGAGAACUACCGUACCGAGAAGCUCUCCAAGAGCGUGGAUGGCCCUGGAGGUGUUGAUAGCUCGAUGAACCCCGAGGAGCUGGCCUCUCAGUCCGUUCGCCUCAAGGAGGAGCAGCUUCGCCGUGAAGAGGAGAAGCUCCGCGAGAUAGAGCUCAAGGUUCAACGUGAAAUUAACGAGAAGCGCCAGGAGCUUUUGGCUCGUGAGUCUCAGCUCCGCGAGAUUGAAGCCCGUAUGCAACGUGAGGCUGCUGCUCAAUCAAGCCCUAUGCCCUCUGAGGCAAACGGCAAAGACGAAGAGUAA